UUGGAAAAGUGAAGAAAAGGAAGAAAAAGUUCACACCGUUAUUUUGUAUUUACAGAAUCCAAAAACUGAAAUUGAAGAUGACGAGAUAGAGCAAAGCACCAUCCGCCAAAUUGAAGAUGACGAGAAUUCCUCUGCUGCGUUACUCUUGCAAUGGUAUUUCCUUUGAUAUUUCCCAUUCUGGUUCGGCAUUUACAAUCAGAUAUUAUUCUUUUUCUCAUAGCAAUAUUGAGAAUGUCAAGUGCUUAGAUGGUGCUCUGAGUCUCUUUCGUCGAAUGGUCAGUACGCAGCCUCUUCCUUCUGUUUUUAGCUUCUCCAAAUUAUUGAAAAAUAUGGUAAAUAUGAAGCAUUACUCUGCUGUUGUUUCCCUUUUUCGAGAAAUGCGAAAAUUAGGCGUCCCAGUUAAUGAUUUCAUCUUGAGUAUCGCGAUUACUAAUUAUUGCCUAAUGCAUCGUUCUGAAUGCGGAUUUUCAGUGUUAGCCAUUUACUUGAAGAGUGGCUUUCCGUUUGAUGCGGUCACCUUUAGCACCUUACUAAGGGGACUCUUUGCGGAAAAUAAGAUCAAAGAUGCAGUUAACUUGUUCAAAAAGUUGGUGAGAGAGAAUAUUUGCGAGCCCAACGAAGUCAUGUAUUCGAUUGUCAUGAAUGGGCUUAGCAAAAGGGGUCAUACUCAAAAAACUUUUGAUUUGCUUAGGGUAAUGGAACAAGGAAGCACUAAUCCCGAUGCAUGCAUCUAUAGCAUUGUUAUAGAUGCCUUAUGCAAAGAUAGAAUGGUAGAUGUUGCAAUUAGCCUUUUGAAUGAAAUGAAACAAAAAGGCAUUCCUCAGGACGUUGCCACUUAUAAUUCAUUGAUUGAUGGUCUUAGUAAGUUUGGUAAGUGGGAAAAGGUUAGGAAUUUGUUCUUAGAAAUGGUAAAUCUGAAUAUUUAUCUCGAUGUAUGCACCUUCAACAUAGUGAUAGAUGGACUAUGCAAAGAAGGGAAAGUUGAAGAUGCUGAGGAGGUAGUCAGACACAUGAUUGGAAAAGGUGUAGAGCCAGAUGUGGUCACCUACAAUGUGAUAAUUGAUGGAUAUUACUUGCGCAGCCAAAUGGAUAGAGCAAGGAGAAUUUUUGAUUGCGUGAUAGAUAAGAGCAUUAAGCCUAACAUUUUUAGCUAUAGCAUACUAAUAAAUGGAUACUGUAAGAAGAAGAAAGUGGAUGAGGCCAUGCAUUUGUUUCAUGAAAUUUCUCGAAAUGGACCCAAACCUAACAUUGCUAUCUACAGUACUAUCUUGCAAGAUCUAUUUGAAGUUGGAAAAACUGACUUUGCGCUCUCUUCACAUUAUAGAUGCCAGAAAUACUUAAGCUCUUUAACCUGUGGUUAGCCGUUGAGAUGCUAUAUACGGGGCUCAAACCCAAUUUAUGCACUAAUCGCAUUUUGCUCGGUGUUUUUUUUUUGGAAUGGACUUGUUGAGAAAGCUAUGUCGCUAUUUCAGAAGUUGGAAAUAAAGAGAGAAGAUACCGAUAUUGAACUUUACAAUGUUGUACUCGACGGAUUGUGCAAAAAUGGUCAACUCGACAAAGCUCAUGCUAUUUUUGAGAAGCUUUCUUUAAUUGGAUUGUUUCCCAAUGUGAUUACAUACACUAUAAUAAUAAAUGGAUUUUGUCUAGAAGGGUUGUUAGAUGAUGCUAAAGAUAUGCUAAGAAAAAUGGAGGAGAAUGGUUGUUCGCCAGACAAUGCAACUUACAAUGUUAUUGUCCAAGGAUUUCUGAAGUUUAGCAAAAUUAGUGAAAUGAAAGUUUUUUUGAAUGAAAUGAAUGAAAGGGGCUUCUCGUUUGAUGCAAGUACACUAGAGUUACUAAUAGAUGUUAUAGCGAAGGAUCCUUCUUUGCUUAACAUGAUACCACAGUUUCCCUCGGGAAGUAAGAAGUGAAUAUUUAUUUCACUUGAGUUAUUCAGCUAUACUUAUCACCGUGAUAGAAUUUCCUUUUACCUCUGCGAAAGUAAUCACUUUUAAUGGAGCUGCGGAAGCUGAAAGAAUGGAAAUUAGAACAUUGCUUGAGCUUUCCAAGCAAACUUAUUGAGGAGAUGAGAAGCUUCUUUCUGUGUUCCAUGAGGGAGUGUAGUACGGUGCUGGCAUUGGCCGUGGACAACAUCCAUUCACCAAGGAUUCCAUCAACAUAAGAAAUUGCUGACAUAAUCAACAAAAUGCUUGCAGUCCUUGAUACCAUCAUCCUCUGGGUCAACCCCGACUAUGGCCUUAAGACGUGCAAGAUGGAGCAGAUCACAACCCAUAAUGAAGCUGCUAAGUUUGCUUUCCUUCAUUUUACUUCUGGUGUACGAAGUAUAUCUCUAAAUAAAGUUAUGUUUUUAGGUGUUUGUUUGACUAGUAUUGAUGCCCAUUUUUUGAUCUAUUUGAUCAUUUUCCACAUAAAAGCUCUGGUUUUAGCCUUCCCCUUGAAUUUUACUCUUUAAUUUGCGAACUCAAAUAGUCAAGUCUGAUCUGAUGUUUUUUCUCCAAGUUUGUUAUAGUGAUAUAAUCAUUAGAGUAUGUUAGUGAACCCCUAGUGUUAAAUAAUCCUUAAAUACAGAGUAUUGAAAUAUUAUGGACCGAAAGAGAGCAAAAAUGAUACUGAGGAUUCAUAUAACUGCCCCAACUAGCUUGGACAGAGGCAUAGUUGUUGUUCUAAUUUUGUUAUAGAAAAAUCAUUUUUUCUCUUCUUUCUUUUCAUUUUUUUUCACUCUUGAAGUUUGUUUAACUGUCUAUAUGAAAAGCAUAGUAGGUCCCAGGUCCGGAUAAAAAAUAAGAAUUCUCAGCAUAAAAUAAUUUAGCUGUGACGAAUCCUCUGAAUUUAUUAGGAGAGUGGAAUAGAUACAGAGAAUUCAAAUUAGCGUCUUCAAUUAGUUUGUGAUUGAAGAAUUCUUGAUUGGUUGAUUGAUUGCCACUUGAAGUUUGUUUUAAAUUAAGGGUGUGGAGAAUUCAAUCUCUCUCUCCAUAUUAUGUUAUGCACUCAUGUUUCCUUCUUGUAUAGUUUACAGAAAACAAUGAUACUUCCUUAAUGCGUGCAACUCUAUGAAUAUCAAGUGUUUAAAAUGUGAAGUCCAUGAGCAACUAAGAACAAAUGAUUGACUCAAUCACAUUUAACUCCUCGUGUAUCUCGCUUCUUUUUUGUCUAGGAUUAUUGGAACUAUAUAGUUUGGCUCGCUGAUGAUACAUUAUUGUUUAGGAGAAAGAGCUAUAGAUUAAUGUUACCUUCUCAAAAAAAAUGAGCUAUAGGUUAGACAGUGAAGUUUAUGUUGCAUGCUUGUACAAUGCUUGAAUAGGAAAAUAGCUUCUGCCGUUGCUUGGACAACAACUAAAGAUAUAAUAAAGACUUAUACUUUAGAUGUCAAAUGAGAGAUUUCCUGAAGAUACUUCCUUCCCGGUUUCAAGUUCUAAUAUUGAGUUAGAAAUCUGUUUUUUUAAACCUUGAUCCCAACACUAAUUUUUUACAGAGCGAAACAAGUAUUGUUCUCAUACAUCUCCACAGUACAUGAGGGCUGAAAAGAUUAGUGCGAUCACCUUCUUUAGUGGAAUCACUGUGCUAUUUUCCUCGAGAAACUAUAUCAUUAACUGAAAUGAAACCAUUCGACUCAUCUACCAGCUCGAAUGCAAAUUCUAGUGCGACAAAGUCUGUAGAAACCAAAAGUUACCUCCUUUGCAACUGGGUCAGAGUGUACAAAUCCAUUCCAGAUGAGGUCUUCCCUACAGGUACUAUUGUGCUUCCUAUUGGUGAAGAUAAGUGGUUUGCUCUGAGCUUGAAAUACCCCAAUGAGAACCGUAGCCAAUUAUGUGUGACAGUAAAGGCAUGUUUUGUUACAUUAUCAUCUUCUUAAACACAAAGGCUGAAUUGAAUCUAGGAUGUAUAAAGCUACCAUAUUUUUAAAGUAUUUGUAUAUUUUAUUUUCUGGAACAUUGAAUUGUUUGUGGAAGUUAAGAAGUAUUAUUACGAACUUAGCAGGGGAUUUUCUGUUGCCCCUUAGGUAUUGUCUUUAUUCUGUUUAGUUGUGGUUGCUGUUCUUCAGGAUUAUUAGGUGAACAAAGUAUGACUUCUGGCAUGGACAUUCAUCCUCUCAAUUUAACACACACAUACAUACCUCACACACACAUAUUGAUACCACGUAUGUAUUCUCUCUCUCUCUCUCU
Molecule: messenger RNA, 4163 nt
Organism: Nicotiana tabacum (common tobacco)
Lineage: Eukaryota; Viridiplantae; Streptophyta; Magnoliopsida; Solanales; Solanaceae
Molecular function (GO): protein binding
Source: RefSeq, a predicted model, not a curated record